UAUAUAAUGCCUGUAUUUCCUACUUGUCCUUAGAUAUUUUCAGUUCAUAGAAUAACACAAAAUUUACUGAAGAGUUGCAGCAAGACUUAGAUCAAUUGGAAAUGGAGGAGGGAGGAGGGAGACAAAUUGAGAAUGUUGCUGAGCCUCCAAUUGAAGCUCACGAGCCUCCAUCCCCAUGGCUUAUAACUCAGGCCAUCACUGGACUGGUGGAGUUUGUGAGCAGCUAUGGGUGGCCAUGCUUGUUGGUGUUGCUGCUGGUGCUGUGGCUGUGGAGACGAUACGGACACCUGCUGCAGCAGUGGCAGCAGCGCAGGGCAGAGCAGCAGGAGGCCGCACUUUAUCAUAAGAAUCCGGAUCUUUUAGUUCAGCGCGAGGCAGCCAUUGAGAGUGCCAGACGGCGCAUGCAGGAGCAGUACGACGCGGCCUCUGCGCUGUACGCUCAAAAACAGAAGCUCAGAGAGGAAGAGAAGAGGCAGGAGCGUCUGGCGCUGUUGGAGGCGCAGCAGCGCGGUGAGGGCGGCAGGAGCUUGAGAUCUGCAGCACCUGCAGGAGCUGCUGCUCCAGGACCCAGUGGAUGCUCCAUGGAGAAGAACAAAGCUAAAAGUGAAGGCAAGAAGCCGUCGGCACUCAGACCUGACUACAACCCCCUGCUGGGCGGAGGCUCGUACGCAGGCUACCGCCCACCUCGCCGGGGCGGCGCUGCUGGAGGAGGAUGAGGCUAAAGGGCGCGACCCUGGGCCUACAGCUGGUGCUGUUGGCUGGUGCUGCUGGUGCUGCUAGCUGGUGCUGCUGG
Molecule: messenger RNA, 793 nt
Organism: Hyalella azteca
Lineage: Eukaryota; Metazoa; Arthropoda; Malacostraca; Amphipoda; Hyalellidae
Product: selenoprotein S-like
Exons: 7
Coding region: 102-716 (204 amino acids)
Biological process (GO): retrograde protein transport, ER to cytosol; endoplasmic reticulum unfolded protein response
Cellular component (GO): Derlin-1-VIMP complex; Derlin-1 retrotranslocation complex; endoplasmic reticulum membrane
Source: RefSeq, a predicted model, not a curated record